AUGGACGGUCGCAAGUAUUCUAAACACGUCGGGGUCGGAGAUGGGUGGACUGAGGUUCGCCGGAAGCAAUAUCCAGGUGAUAAAUCGAAGGAUGUCACAACCUUUUACGUUACAAAUCUACAGGCUGAUGUAACGGUGGAAAUGAUAAGGAAGUCCUUUCAGUCCUUUGGGAAACUGGUAGACGUUUACAUUCCGGGGAGGAAGGACAAAGGAGGUACGUUUUUCGCUUUCAUCAGAUACGCAGGAAUCAAAGAUAUCAACUCUCUUGUGACAACAUUAAACCAAGUCAGAUGUGGGCAUAGUAUAGCAAAUGUCAAUAUUGCAAGGUACGAGAAGAAGCCGCCCCCCAGACAAAUGCCCCCUCCAAAUUCUUACCACCCUAGACGGGUGUCGGUCCCAAUCGCUAAACACAACAACAUUAGUACCGGGAAAACUUUUGUCGAUGCUGUCACCGGGAGUCUAGGGAAACACGAUACUGUGAGAACCCAAGAGAUUCAACUGAAGCGGGCUCCCAUGAUUGAUUCUUGUGAUAGCAGCUGUCUAAUCGGAGAAGUCAAGGAAUUGAGGCUCCUUAACAACAUACAUGCCCUCCUAAAUGCUGAAGAGAGUAUCCCAUCAAGAGUGCACUACGCAGGGGGACUGAAGAUCAUAUUAAGAUUUUUCCAACAGGGAAAAGCGGAGUCUUUCAUGGCUGAUUCUCAAAAAUGGUGCAGUUGGAUUAGAUGGCUCAAAAUUGGAUUUGUGGAUGACCAAACUAACGGUAGGCUGGCCAGAAUUAGAAUAUUGGGGAUACCGCUUUAUCUGAGAUCUGAUGAGAAUAUCACUGCAGCAACCAUCCUUACAAACUCGUGGAAGCUUGUAAACGAAGAAGUGGUCACAACCUUCAACGGGAAUCGGUUCCAAGUAGGCGUCAGUGAGUGUGAAAACAAGUGGGAACCAUUCCUCGAUAGAAGUUUUCCAGAAGCCCCUUUGUCGGAAGUCAGUGAUUCUGAGGAUGAUGAUGCCAUGAACGAACAAGGUGACAACUCUGGGGAAGAUUCAGACGACGAAGGCAUCUCAGAAACGUGGAUUAACCGAGACAUGAUGGAAGGGCUCGAAGACGGUGAGAUUAACAUGAAAGGAUCUGAGGCUCAUGGAAUAGCCACCGGAAUAGCCACUGGAGACGGUAACCAGUUGGCGGAAGAAGGAGAGUCUUCGAAAGGUCGUGAUGAGAGAGAAGAAUUAAAUGCAUAA
This is a messenger RNA of Lactuca virosa, 1233 nucleotides long. The record is from the annotation of a GenBank genome assembly. Lineage: Eukaryota; Viridiplantae; Streptophyta; Magnoliopsida; Asterales; Asteraceae.